Molecule: messenger RNA, 1261 nt
Organism: Tarenaya hassleriana
Lineage: Eukaryota; Viridiplantae; Streptophyta; Magnoliopsida; Brassicales; Cleomaceae
Product: mitochondrial dicarboxylate/tricarboxylate transporter DTC-like
Exons: 6
Coding region: 118-1017 (299 amino acids)
Molecular function (GO): oxoglutarate:malate antiporter activity
Source: RefSeq, a predicted model, not a curated record
UUCUCCACUGCAAUAUAUAAAGCCUCCUCUUUUUCUCCUCCACGAGCUCGCCAUCUCCCUCUCUCUCUCUGCGGAAUCUCUUCCUCUGGUUUGUGUUCGAAUACGUACAGAAAAGAUAUGGCAGAGGAGAAGAAAGCUAAACCCAGCGGUGUCUGGACUACUGUCAAGCCCUUUGUUAAUGGCGGUGCCUCCGGUAUGCUCGCCACCUGCGUCAUCCAACCGAUCGAUAUGAUCAAGGUGAGGAUUCAACUUGGCCAGGGAUCUGCAGCUUCUGUGACCAAGACCAUGUUGAAGAAUGAGGGUUUUGGUGCCUUCUACAAGGGCUUGUCUGCUGGUUUGCUCAGGCAAGCAACUUACACCACUGCUCGUCUUGGAUCCUUCAAGAUUUUGACGGCAAAAGCAAGUGAGGCUAACGAAGGGAAGCCUCUGCCUCUAUAUCAGAAGGCUUUGUGUGGUCUGACAGCUGGUGCCAUUGGUGCUUGUGUCGGUAGUCCAGCAGAUUUAGCUCUUAUAAGAAUGCAAGCUGAUGCAACCUUGCCCUUAGCUCAGCGUAGGAAUUACACAAACGCCUUCCAUGCGCUUUAUCGUAUAGUUGCCGAUGAAGGAGUUUUGGCACUUUGGAAAGGUUGUGGGCCUACUAUGGUCAGGGCCAUGGCUUUGAACAUGGGAAUGCUCGCUUCUUAUGACCAGAGUGCUGAGUACUUCAGAGAUUCCCUCGGUUUCGGGGAAACAUCUACUGUUAUAGGAGCAAGUGCUGUUUCAGGUUUCUUCGCCUCAGCUUGUAGUUUACCCUUUGACUAUGUAAAAACCCAGAUUCAGAAAAUGCAACCCGACGCCGAGGGAAGAUAUGCCUACACCGGAUCUCUUGACUGCGCCAUGAAAACCCUAAAAUCCGGUGGACCUCUGAAAUUCUACACAGGUUUUCCGGUUUAUUGCGUUAGGAUCGCUCCUCACGUCAUGAUGACAUGGAUCUUCCUGAAUCAGAUCCAGAAACUGGAAAAGAAGGCAGGCUUAUAAUAAAAUGUUCUUUGUGCAUUACCAAAGCUUCCAUGAGAGACAGAAACUUCAGUGAAUAAAAUAGAGCAACAAACAAGAGCAAAAGUCCAACCACAUUGGCUUCUGUUUUUUUUUUCCUUCUCUACUCCUUUGUUUAGGUUUUUUUUAUUAGUAUUGUUUCGAUGGUUUCAGAUUAUUAUAACCGUUAAUUUUGAUGUUUUGGCCUGAUAAUGUUAUAAUCCAACUAGAGACAUGCAUGCGUCAA